CACGCUGCGCCCGUACCUGAACGCGGUGCGCGCCACGCUGCAGGCUGCGCUGUGCCUGGAGAACUUCUCCUCGCAAGUGGUGGAGCGGCACAACAAGCCCGAGGUGGAAGUCAGGAGCAGCAAAGAGCUGCUGUUGCAGCCGGUGAUCAUCAGCAGGAACGAGAAGGAGAAGGUACUCAUCGAGGGCUCCAUCAACUCCGUGCGUGUCAGCAUCGCUGUGAAGCAGGCCGACGAGAUCGAGAAGAUCUUGUGCCACAAAUUCAUGCGCUUCAUGAUGAUGAGGGCUGAAAACUUCUUCAUCCUGCGCAGGAAGCCCGUGGAGGGCUACGACAUCAGCUUCUUGAUCACAAACUUCCACACGGAGCAGAUGUACAAGCACAAGUUGGUGGACUUUGUCAUCCACUUCAUGGAGGAGAUCGACAAGGAAAUCAGCGAGAUGAAGCUCUCUGUCAAUGCCAGGGCCCGCAUUGUGGCAGAGGAGUUCCUCAAGAAUGUGAGGCUCUGGAAUGGGAGGGGGCGGGUCCCUGAUUUUGGGAGUGGGGUGUGGCACUCAAAGCCACUGUGGCCCUUGUGCCCAGAGCCCCCCUGUCACCUCAGUGGGGACAGCGGUGACAUUCUACCCAAGGACCGUCUUGGGAACAGGGAGGGGAGGGUGCCAAGGGUACUCGUACCUCCUUUCAGAGAAUGACACAAUUUCUCAGUUGGAAGGGGCCCACAGGGAUCAGCCAGUCCAACCCUUACCCUGCACAGGACACCGCAACAAUCCCACCAUGUGUCUGAGAGUGUUGUCCAAACACUUCUUGGACUUUGUCAGGCUUGGUGCUCACGAAGUGCCAGUUUUGAGACCCCCAGAGUGUGCUCAGGGGCAACAGCAGCCUUGGGGUCUCAGGUCCUUUCGGUGGAUGCUGUGAUGGAUGUGCAGUGCCUGGGGGAGGCAGCGGGAGAAGCUGAGUGUGGAUCUCUGUGAGCACCACGCGGGUGCCAGGAGGGUGGUG
Messenger RNA from Manacus vitellinus (golden-collared manakin), 995 nucleotides. It is a transcript of the gene ARPC4, whose product is annotated as actin related protein 2/3 complex subunit 4. Bases 263 to 688 code for a protein of 141 amino acids. The transcript has 4 exons. Gene Ontology annotation, cellular component: Arp2/3 protein complex; actin cytoskeleton. Gene Ontology annotation, biological process: Arp2/3 complex-mediated actin nucleation; actin filament polymerization. The record is from RefSeq and is a predicted model, not a curated record. Lineage: Eukaryota; Metazoa; Chordata; Aves; Passeriformes; Pipridae. Gene Ontology annotation, molecular function: actin filament binding.